This is a messenger RNA of Racocetra persica, 1236 nucleotides long. Lineage: Eukaryota; Fungi; Glomeromycota; Glomeromycetes; Diversisporales; Gigasporaceae. The record is from the annotation of a GenBank genome assembly.
AUGGAAAAGCAUAAUGAGGAUGAUAUCGAUAUAUCAACGUAUUUUGAGGAAACUUAUUGCAAUAAAACUAUAAAUAAUAUAUUUAAGGAUCUAGAGCCAGUAUCUUUAAAAAAAAGAAACUUUUUUGAUGAUUUUGAAGAAGCUGAAUCUCACCAUGUUAACCUCUCAUGCCUCUUGAAAAAUAAUCCUAAUUUUUGCAUAACUGUUACUACUUUAAAUGAUGAACAUAGUCAUGACUUAUCUCCUAAGAUAAUACAGUUUGAAAAGGGUAAACAGUUUACUGAAGAAAUGCGGAAAAAGAUUGAAUUCCUUGUCACAAAAUGCCAGCUUGGAGCAACUAUUAUGAGACGUAUAUUAAGAGAGAAUGAUACAGCAAAUUUUUAUGAUCAAUUGUUGUCAAAACAACGAGAGGAUUCUCUCUGGUUUAUUGAGAUUAUGUGGAAGAGUGAAACUAAUAUAUUAACAAAUUUGUUCUGGAUGAGUUCAGAACAAAUUUUGUUAUGGCAUGAAUUUGUUCAGAAUGAUAAUAUGCAAUCCCGUAUCAUUGCUCAAGCCUUUAUCUGUAAUGAAAUAAUCGAAACAUACCAAUGGGUCCUUCAAAUAACAAAAAAAAUGACCAAUAAUAGAUGCUCUUGUGUUUUUGUAACUGAUGGUGAUCCAGCAAUGGAACAGACAAUAUUUUUAGAAUAUCCAGAAAUAAAACAUCUUUUUUGUAUUUGGCAUGUUAAGCAAAAUAUAAAAAAGAUGUUGUGUAGUAAAUUGAAAGAUUCAUUUAAUGAGUUUUACAGUAGAUUUUGGCAAUGCAGAAAUGCAGAUAUGGUACAUGGCUUUGAGUACUAUUGGGAGCAACUUGUAAGCUUUCUUAAUGCAAAGUUAUACUUUGAACGUUAUUUUUAUAAGCGUAGAUUUUCAUGGGCAUGUGCAUUUACUACAAUAGAAUUUAUGCUUGGAAUUCAAUCUAUGUUGUUCAUUAAAACAAGCAUUGUCACAGUUUUUCCUGCCAUUGAAUCUUUGGUAAAACAAUAUUUGGGAUCAAAUGUUUCUAAUUUUUUGAUAGAGCAAAUGAAAGAAAGUUUGUAUUAUAUAGCUAGCUGUUCUACGAUUAAAGAGGUUGAGUCACUUACCAUUUAUGAGCCUUCACAAAGUAAAGACAUGGAUGACGAAUCUGAUGCUGUUAAUUUAUCUGCUAAAUAUUUUCUGGAUCAUUUGGAACAGAAUAUAGUUGAAGAAAUCUAG